Westerdykella ornata is the source of this 1350-nucleotide messenger RNA. RefSeq lists its product as uncharacterized. The record is from RefSeq and is a predicted model, not a curated record. Lineage: Eukaryota; Fungi; Ascomycota; Dothideomycetes; Pleosporales; Sporormiaceae. Gene Ontology annotation, biological process: protein import into mitochondrial intermembrane space. The transcript has 3 exons. Gene Ontology annotation, cellular component: mitochondrial intermembrane space. Gene Ontology annotation, molecular function: protein-disulfide reductase activity. The coding region runs from base 128 to 1129 and encodes 333 amino acids.
CUCGGUUCGGCUUUCCGCUUAGAAAUCCUGCGCUUCUCAUCUUUCGAUCAACGGACUGACGCAACCACCACAUUCUUUCCACACACGCACUGUGCAGUUCGUUUCCUUCGUGUGCUUCGCCAGCAACAUGUUCCGGCCUGCAUCGCGCUUGGUUGCGCGGCAAUCGGCGGUGCGCGCUUUCCCGCGCACUUUGGCACCGUCGCGACGACUUCUUAGCACAGCUCCGCCCGCCGAAAAGUCGAGGAGUUGGAAAAGCCUGGCGGCACGCUUGGGCAUUGCAGGCGCCCUGAUAUACUCGUACAACAGCACCGAUUUGUUUGCCGAAGAACCCAGAGUCAUCCCGGUCAUUCCCGAGACGGACAACGAAACUGAAAUACUCCCAACCAUUGAUGCCAUCGCGGAGGAGCGAAGGAGGCGGAAGGCGGAGGCCGCUGAAGCAGCGGCUGCUGCUGCUGCCGAGAAAGAGAAGGCAACUCAAACGCACGAAGAGACGGCUGCAUCAGGCAGCGUCGAGGAACUAGAGGAGGAAGCCGAACAGCAAGGCGCGUUCAAUCCGGAGACUGGAGAGAUCAAUUGGGAUUGCCCUUGUCUAGGGGGCAUGGCUCAUGGACCUUGCGGCGAGGAAUUCAAGGCUGCGUUCAGCUGCUUCGUAUACUCAACAGAGGAGCCCAAGGGCAUGGACUGCGUGGAGAAGUUCAAGGACAUGCAGAACUGCUUCAGACAGUACCCCGAAAUCUACGGCUCAGAGCUGGACACGGACGAGAAUGACGACGUGACUGCGGACGAAGCGCAGCUCCCUGCACCUGACUCGGAAAACCCUAGUCCCGAACUGGCCUCGGUAUCAUCGACCGGCGACAGCGAGUCUAGGGAGCAGAGAGCCCUGGCAGCGACUGAGCAGGUCAAGCAAGACUAUGGCGACUCGGAUAAGCACUACACUGGACCGGCCACAAAGAAUCCGCAGGAGCCUCGUUCCGAGAGCGCCACUGAGCCAGUCAGUCCUCCGCCAGCAGAGGCAAAGAAGGAGCAGAAGGCAGUGAGCGAGAGCAACGAGGUGAUUCCCAAGGCCUGGCAUGACGAGAGGGACGCGAAUGUCGAGAUGCAGAAGAAGGAAAAGAAGGCAACGAAGUGAGAAAAACCAAUGGCAAAAGAGUCAAUGUACGAUUAGCAUUGUAUUGUAUGGAUGGCAUUUUGGAGGCGCGUACUGUACGAAGACGGCAUAGCAUUUCCGGCGUUGACAUCUCUGCCAUGUCCAGAAACGCACCCUACAUAGCAUGUUGCUUACUGUGUCCACAGACACACACAGUAAAUCAAGAAAAACAAAAAAAGUACUAAACACCAUCACCCUCUCCC